UGACCACACUCUCCAGCCAAUCCCUAAUUGUGUGUGCGUGUGUCUGCAUUUUUUUCCUGACAUGAAGAAGGAAACCGAGUGAGUAUUUGUUCUCUGAGCCUGUGUCUGGUAGUGCUGAGCCUUUUGAAUUGUUUGCUUGACUGAAAAAGUGAAGGUGGCAGAAUUUAGCCGUGAAAAAUUACUGGAGUUUGGUUACUAUGUGGCAUUGUUGGAUGCCCUUCAUCUUGGCCUGGGUAUCCAUGGCAACCCCAACACUCUGCCAAAGUGGAGAUUGGGGUUCAGGCUUUGACAUUUAUUCUGCGAGAAUGGCCACCAAUGACACGUUGCAGGCAGUUGGUGAUGAGCCUGUGAGGAUAAGAAACAAUCAAGACUGGGUCACAUCAGCAGCUUCACCUAUGCUGCAGCAUGAGCCUCAACCGGACAAGUGCUCAGUCCACUUCAGCACUAACACUGCUUCGGCUCGAAGGCUGAAGGCCCAGAAAGAGGAGCUGGCCUAUCUGCAGGCCAUCCAGCAUGAAAACAAGGCAGUGAUGGAGAACUUGGUGCAGUUUGUGGGGGCAGAGUUGGGAGAUCAGAACUAUGAAGAUGUGAUUAAGGAAAAUGUCAUUGGCAUCCAAGAGGACCAUAAGAGUUGCCAUGAGGUGGUGGAGAAAGCUGAAGAAGACAUGGAAAAGCAGCUGGAGGGGGAAGUGUUGGGCGCUGGGAUGAAGAAAAUCAGAGAAGAGUCCUUGGCCUUUGAAGACAUGCGUCGUGCUGCAGUGGACAUCGCCAACAGGCUGGAGAUCUCAUCGCAGUCUCUGCAUGCUUCUUUCACCAAGCAGCUGAAAGACAUGGCCAAAAUUCAUCGCUAAGGAAGUGUUGAAAAGACUGGCUGCCCUCAUGUCAUCCUCCAACUUGAUGUAUGGUAUCCUGUGUGAGACCCAAAAUAAGGGAAAUAAACCUUCCUGCCAUUUGAUAUUUUUUAUUAAUUUAUCUAUAUAUGCUCAGAUCACUAAGAUACAAAAUGUGACUAGGUCUGCCAUUAUAUCAACUGUAGGAAUCAACGUUGUUAAAAGAUGACAGGAAAGUUAAGAGAACAAAGCAAAAAAUCAUUGCUGGUUAAAAAAAAAUGUUUCCCUUCACCCAAGUUAUAACCCCAUAAAAUAAGAUAUUAUUUUCCAUUCAGGCAUUAUUCGUGGAAUUGGGUGAGGUCAAAUGUGGUAACAGUAUGUGGUGCAGGUUUAAGCCAAGUUGAGUGUUAAUGGAUCAAACUAGAUUGGCCUUCAGAGACCAAACAUAAUGGCUCUGUUAGUCUUCUCAAGGGGAAGCUAUGGAUCAGCCAUCUGGUUCCAGGGUGAGGAUGGAGGCCAGGAUACGCUAGUGUGUUCCAACUGACAUUUUUAUUUUUGCAACAAAAAAAAAGAGGAGACUGCAAAUGGGUCUGCAAUACAAACCAUUGUUUUCUCUUGUUUGGAAAAAAAAACAACUAUGCAAUAACCUGUGUAUGAGGGACAAGAUAUUGUUUAAAGUGCUCAUAUUAUGCUGAUUUUCAGGUUCAUCAUUGUAUUUAGAGAUUGUACCAGAAUAAAUUU
Messenger RNA from Sander lucioperca (pikeperch), 1571 nucleotides. RefSeq lists its product as uncharacterized. The record is from RefSeq and is a predicted model, not a curated record. Lineage: Eukaryota; Metazoa; Chordata; Actinopteri; Perciformes; Percidae. The coding region runs from base 198 to 851 and encodes 217 amino acids. The transcript is spliced from 3 exons.